UGGUAUGUCGCACGCCUCGCUGCAAAAGCAACAAAAGCACUCACUCGCACGCAGUCCAACCCCACCCAGAUCUUUGCGGAGGAUGUCACAGAGGAGAAGGGCGAGAAUGCGCGUCUCUCGGCCUUUGUAGGAGCCAUCGCCGUCGGAGACUUGGUCAAGAGCACACUGGGCCCCAAGGGCAUGGACAAGAUAUUACAGUCUGCUUCUACCGGCGAGAUCAUGGUCACAAACGACGGCGCUACCAUCCUCAAAGCGAUUGCCCUCGACAACGCCGCUGCCAAAGUCUUGGUCAACAUCUCAAAAGUCCAAGAUGACGAGGUCGGCGACGGAACGACAUCAGUCACUGUCCUUGCCGCCGAACUGCUGCGAGAGGCCGAGAAGCUGGUCGACCAGAAGAUCCACCCCCAGACUAUCAUUGAGGGCUACAGGAUAGCAAGUUCUGCGGCUCUCAAAGCCCUGGAGAAGAUCGCCGUGGACCACAGCAGCGACGAGCAGGCUUUCAGGAAAGAUCUCGAGGCCAUUGCCCGAACAACUCUGAGCUCAAAAGUGCUCUCGCAGGACCGACAACAGUUUGCGAAACUUGCCGUCGACGCCGUCCUCAAGCUGGGGGGAUCGACCGACCUCACGCACAUUCAGAUCAUCAAAAAGGCUGGCGGAAAGUUGAAGGACUCGUACCUGGACGAGGGAUUCAUCCUGGACAAGAAGUUCGGUGUGAACCAACCAAAGCGGAUAGAAAACGCAAAGAUUCUGGUUGCCAACACAGCCAUGGACACAGACAAGAUCAAGAUCUUCGGUGCACGGGUCAAGGUCGACUCGACAGGCAAGCUCGCUGAGCUGGAGAAGGCUGAGCGCGAGAAGAUGAAGGCCAAGGUUGAGCGCAUCAAGGCACACGGCAUCAACUGUUUCGUCAACCGACAGCUCAUCUACAACUGGCCAGAGCAACUCUUCGCGGAUGCUGGCAUCUGCUCCAUCGAGCAUGCCGAUUUUGACGGCAUUGAGCGCCUAGCCCUAGUCACUGGUGGAGAGAUCACUUCGACCUUUGACCACCCAGAAAACGUCAAGCUUGGCCACUGCGAUCUAGUCGAAGAGGUCAUCAUCGGAGAGGAUGUGUUGAUCAGAUUCUCGGGCAUCAAUGCCGGGCGGGCAUGCACCAUCGUCCUCCGCGGUGCAACCGAGCAACUUCUCGACGAGGCCGAGCGAUCGCUACACGACGCACUUGCCGUUCUGUCACAGACGAUCAAAGAGCCAAGGACAACGCUGGGUGGUGGCUGCGCCGAGAUGAACAUGGCAAAGGCCGUAGCGGAAGCGGCACAAAACGUGGCUGGCAAGAAGGCUAUCGCUGUCGAGUCCUUCUCCAAGGCGCUCCAACAACUACCCACCAUCUUGGCCGACAACGCUGGUUUCGACUCGAGCGACCUGGUUACACGUCUCCGGAAAGCUGUCUACUCGGGCUUGACCAGCUCAGGUCUGGAUCUCUUGUCCCCUGGAGGUGGCAUUACGGACAUGAGGGAGCUUGGCGUCAUUGAGAGCUACAAGCUGAAGCGCGCGGUGGUGUCGUCAGCAUCAGAGGCUGCAGAGUUGCUGCUGCGAGUAGACAACAUCAUCCGAAGCGCACCACGGAGACGUGAGCGCAUGUAA
This is a messenger RNA of Alternaria burnsii, 1638 nucleotides long. RefSeq names its product t-complex protein 1 subunit beta. The annotation marks the transcript as partial. Gene Ontology annotation, molecular function: ATP binding; ATP-dependent protein folding chaperone; ATP hydrolysis activity. NCBI's taxonomy places the organism in Eukaryota, Fungi, Ascomycota, Dothideomycetes, Pleosporales, Pleosporaceae. The transcript has 3 exons. Gene Ontology annotation, biological process: protein folding. The record is from RefSeq and is a predicted model, not a curated record. Gene Ontology annotation, cellular component: chaperonin-containing T-complex; cytosol.